CAAAGGUAGUCAACACUCAUGACUUGAUGACUCUCAACCUCAUCAUCCAUCAGAACUGGCAUGACGAGAUUUAUUUGCAACUUCAAGAUGGCAAGAGACAGUAAGAACAAGAACUCUGUUCUUCAGUCAGAGGUGUCACACAGAUGCAGCCCACGCUGUCUCGGCCCUCUGACCUUCCACCGUCAGGCUGUGGGAGAAAAGGUUCGCUUGAGUCAUGGAGGUCAACUUGCAGAGAAGACUGAGAACACCUUCAAGAAUGGGCUGGUGUUCAGCAACCGUCCAGUGAAGGUCCAGGAGAAGAUUCGUCUGAGAGUGAAGAGGGAUUCGACCAACUGGGAGGGAGCUCUGCGUGUGGGCUUUACCACUGUGCCACCCUCAGCCAGAUCUCUACCUCUGCCCUGCUUGGCCAUCCCCAACCUCACUGACAAGCCUGGACACUGGGCUGUGCCUGUAAAUGAAUUGUACUGCCAAGCAGGUUCAGAGCUGGAGUUUUGGGUUUCUGAUGGUGGCAACAUAUACGUAGAUGUCAGCAACAGGCAGUAUAAGUGGCUGACAGGAGUGGACCUCAGCCAGCCUCUGUGGGCCAUGAUAGACGUCUACGGGCAGACGAGCUCCAUUUUACUCCUAGGCUCAGAGAAAAAAGAUCUAUUUUGUACUAAAAGAUCCUGUCCUGCACCUGAACCCCUCACCUCACCUGAUGCUUACAGUCACUUUGGUUCAGUUCCUGAUAUUUCGGACUUCCGUUGUGAUGACUGCAUCUCCCGUCUUGACAUGAAAAUGCCUGAAGAUAUAACCUGUGUGGUGUGCAUGGUGCAAGAGGCCAGAAUCACACUGCCGUGUGGCCACCGGUGUUUAUGUAAAGACUGCAACUCCAGAGUUUUUCAGGAGUUUGGCACCUGCCCGCUGUGUCGUCACAAGAUCAGAGCUCCAUCAGCAGAGGAGCUGGUCUGAGCUCCGAGACAGAAGCCAGGAAUCACCAAAGAGAAGUUACAGAGUGACUGUAACAGUGAAAAUACCGCACUAAAUGCAAAAUAUGCUGUUAUUUAUAUAUUAUUUAUAAUGAUAACUUUGUCCGUACAGUAUACUUUUCUACCUCGAUGCAAAUCUUAAAGCAGUGUUGUAUUUUUGUAUGUCUGAAAAUUGUAAUGUGUUGAUGGUAAAAAAACAUAAACUCUAUUAUGUUUUAAGGUUACAUGCUGUAAAAAAAAAAACCCCUCAAAAACAAUAUUUUUUCAGUGAAGCCUGUUUACGAAAAGAAGGAUCUGUCUACACCUCAUGUCUCUACAGUCAGGAAUGAGUGGGAGUGAAAAUAAAUGUUGGUUUUCAGAUAAGA
Messenger RNA from Oreochromis aureus, 1333 nucleotides. RefSeq names its product E3 ubiquitin-protein ligase NEURL3-like. The transcript is spliced from 4 exons. Gene Ontology annotation, molecular function: ubiquitin protein ligase activity. Lineage: Eukaryota; Metazoa; Chordata; Actinopteri; Cichliformes; Cichlidae. The record is from RefSeq and is a predicted model, not a curated record. Bases 61 to 951 code for a protein of 296 amino acids.